This is a messenger RNA of Zea mays, 1220 nucleotides long. RefSeq names its product nuclear transcription factor Y subunit B-2. Gene Ontology annotation, molecular function: RNA polymerase II cis-regulatory region sequence-specific DNA binding; protein heterodimerization activity; DNA-binding transcription activator activity, RNA polymerase II-specific. Gene Ontology annotation, cellular component: nucleus; CCAAT-binding factor complex. The record is from RefSeq and is a predicted model, not a curated record. The coding region runs from base 139 to 933 and encodes 264 amino acids. The transcript has a single exon. Gene Ontology annotation, biological process: regulation of transcription by RNA polymerase II. Lineage: Eukaryota; Viridiplantae; Streptophyta; Magnoliopsida; Poales; Poaceae.
CUCGCACAUCACAAGAAGGACACUCUCCACCAGCCAGCCAGAGCCAGUAGCCACCACCAGAUCGGCCUCCCCGUUGCUCAUCACCAGCAAGAGCAACUCAGCAACCUAGCUAGCUAUAGGUUUAGGUAGCAAGAGCCAAUGGACUCCAGCUUCCUCCCUGCCGGCGCGGACAAUGGCUCGGCGGGCGGCGCCAACAAUGGCGGCGGCGCUGCUCAGCAGGCGCCGCCGAUCCGCGAGCAGGACCGGCUGAUGCCGAUCGCGAACGUCAUCCGCAUCAUGCGGCGCGUGCUGCCGGCGCACGCCAAGAUCUCGGACGACGCCAAGGAGACGAUCCAGGAGUGCGUGUCGGAGUACAUCAGCUUCAUCACGGGGGAGGCCAACGAGCGGUGCCAGCGGGAGCAGCGCAAGACCAUCACCGCCGAGGACGUGCUGUGGGCCAUGAGCCGCCUCGGCUUCGACGACUACGUCGAGCCGCUCAGCGUCUACCUCCACCGCUACCGCGAGUUCGAGGGCGAGGCGCGGGGCGUCGGCCUCGCCCCGGCCCCUCCGCGCGGCGACCACCACCACCACCACCACUCCGUGCCGCCAUCGAUGCUCAACAAGUCCCGCGGGCCCGGCUCCGGAGCCGUCAUGCUACCGCACCACCACCACCACGACAUGCACGCCUCCAUGUACGGGGGCGCCGUGCCCCCGCCGCCGCACCACGGCUUCCUCAUGCCACACCCACAGGGCGGCCACUACCUGCCUUACCCCUACGAGCCCACGUCGUACGGCGGCGAGCACGCCUUGGCCAGCGGGUACUAUGGAGGGGCCGCGUACGCGCCGGGCAACAACGGCGGGAGCGGCGAUGGCAGCGGCGGGAGCGCGUCGCACGCACCGCCGGGCGGCAGCGGCGGCGGCUUCGACCACCCGCACACGUUCGCGUACAAGUAGUUCGUUCAGCAAGCCAUAGAUCUGCGGCAUGUACGUUGUACGCAUGCAUGCAUGUAUCGGGCGCAUGCAGGUCGUCCUAGCUAGCAGUGUGCACGCCUAGCAUUCCUAUUGUGUUUGGGUAACCAUGCAUUCUCUAGUUUCUUAGCAGCUUGUUUUCCUUAAACUACGUACCACUCUCUAGUUUCUUAGAAGUAGCUUCCAGUGCUUGUUGCCAGUACUUAGUACUCCUAUUGUGUUUGGGUAACCGUUGCGACGACGAGAUUAUUUCAUGUAUGCUUUCAGAUUGA